CCUCCAUAUCACGCCAUAAAGGAAGGGUCGCAGAGAAAAGUUUGAGCUGAUUCAUUGUGCCUGGGAGAUGGAGGCUUUGUAUCAAAUGCUGCUCAUUAUAGCAGGCGCUUUCUCUUGCCACGGGCUCUAUUUUGUCUCCAGGUUCCUUCUCCUUCCCGGUAAAGUCAAGGAACUGGUGGAUAAAAGCGGAGAACUCUGCAACAAGCCCGGGCACGCUGCAGCCGUUGUAGCUGAAAAGAUCGUUGGGCUCUACGUCUCAACAGUUUGUGGUCUCUCUGGAGUGGCUAUUCUAAAGGACACUUACCAUGAUGUGGUAUACUCUAAGACUUCACUUAUCCUUCCUUGUACUUGUUACAUUUACUGGUAUUUUAUCCAUGAUCUCUACGCAAUGUACCAGACGUUUUGCUUCAGUCGACUCGGUGCUACACUAGUCAAUUUCAAAGCAAAGCUGUCAAAGUUUCUUUAUCACAAAAGAAUAUUCAUUUUCCACCACUUCAUCCUUCUCACAUUAGCUAUACCAUUUGCACAAGGAAAGAUUAUUAACAACAUAGGCGAUGGCCUGAUGGGACUUCUCUACAUCAUGGAACUAAGCACUCCAUUCAUAUCAAUGCACUUCAUCUUUGAUCACACGUCAUUAAAAGACUCCAAACUUCAACAAGUCAACGGAAUCAUCUUCAUUGUCGUGUUCUUCUUCGUCCGAAUCCUAUCCAUACCUUUCAUGUACUGGCUAUACGCCAUGCAGCAUCACAACGGGAACAUAUUUGCGGCCGUCAACAAGAUGGGGUGGUACUGUCACACUGCAGCUUGGACCAUGUUCCUAAUUCAGUUCACCUGGUUCAUCGCCGCCUUUUGUAAAGUUCUGAGAGGUGCUAGAAGACUGUAUUAUAGAAGUGAGGAGAAGAGCAAAUUAAAAGUGUCAUGAUUAUUAUAAUCGUAUCUUAAAUUAAAACCGGAUGCUCCAUUCUGUAUUUUAUUGACUUUUUAAAAUACAUUAUUGAAUCACCGUUAUUAAUCCAACCCCCAGGUUAUUAUUAUCAUUAUUAUUGUGAUUAAAUAUUAAUUUUUGUCUUUAAAAUCAAAAACAUUAUCCCAGCUGGUAAUUC
Messenger RNA from Amphimedon queenslandica, 1103 nucleotides. Its product is annotated as protein FAM57A-like. The record is from RefSeq and is a predicted model, not a curated record. The transcript has 5 exons. Gene Ontology annotation, biological process: lipid homeostasis. Bases 68 to 922 code for a protein of 284 amino acids. Gene Ontology annotation, cellular component: endoplasmic reticulum; membrane. Lineage: Eukaryota; Metazoa; Porifera; Demospongiae; Haplosclerida; Niphatidae.